Drosophila suzukii is the source of this 1440-nucleotide messenger RNA. RefSeq lists its product as uncharacterized. The record is from RefSeq and is a predicted model, not a curated record. NCBI's taxonomy places the organism in Eukaryota, Metazoa, Arthropoda, Insecta, Diptera, Drosophilidae.
UGUCUGCGUAGCUCAGUCGAAAUUUAGACAUUCACCAUGAAACACUUUGCAGUCUGCGCACUCCUCAUCUUGCCGCUGGUCAGCGGUGGAUUCGCGCCAGCACCACCCACCAGGCACUUUGUGGCCUACGAGAUCCAGUCCACCAACAACAAUUUGCCCGAGAUGGAAGUUAUUGUUCAGAAGAUGCAGGCCAUGCUCCAGAAAAUGAUGCCGGAAAUCUCCGUCAUGGCCGAUGCAGUUGUCGUGCCCGACAUGUCUGUCCAGUCGGACGCUGGAGUGCUGCCCGAUAUGUCGGUGGCCACCGAUGCUGAUGAUACCUCCAGGAGGCGUGCCGCCCAGUUCAAGGUCGCCCCGGUCGCCAAGGUUGCCGCCCCCGUGUUCGCCCAGAUCCCCGACAUGUCCGUCCAGGCUGACGCCGGCUUGAUCCCUGACAUGUCUGUGGCCACCGAUGCGGACGAGACCCCCAAGCGCGCCUCUUUUGGCCUAAAGAAGCCUCUUCUGGACAGGAUCGCCGGAGCCAUUGCCAGUGUCGAUGCCGAUCUGAUUCCGGAUAUGUCCGUUGCCUCUGACGCUGAUGUGACCCCCAGGAAGGCUGUUCCCGGUCUGAAGACCUUGCCUCAGUUUGCCAAGGUCUCCGGAGGCGAGCCAGUGGAGAUUAUGACCCCCAGAAAUUCUUUUUCCGGUCCUAAAACCUUUCCCCAGUUGACCAAGGUCCGUGGUGGUGAACCAGUGGAGAUUAUGACCCCCAGAAAGGCUUUUUCCGGUCCCAAAACCUUUCCCCAGUUGACCAAGGUCUCUGGAGGCGAGCCAGUGGAGAUUAUGACCCCCAGAAAGGCUUUUUCCGGUCCCAAAACCUUUCCCCAGUUGACCAAGGUCUCUGGAGGCGAGCCAGUGGAGAUUAUGACCCCCAGAAAGGCUUUUUCCGGUCCCAAAACCUUUCCCCAGUUGACCAAGGUCUCUGGAGGCGAGCCAGUGGAGAUUAUGACCCCCAGGAAUGUAGCCGGUCUUAGGACCAUGCCCCAGCUUAGAAAAGUCUCCGGAGGAAAGCCAGUGGAGAUCAUGACCCAUGCCGAUGCCGAUCUGAUUCCAGAUAUCUCCGUUGCCUCUGAUGCUGAUGAGACCCCCAGGAGGGCUAUUGCCGGACUCAAGACCCUGCCCCAGUUGACCAAGGUCUCCGGAGCCGAGCCUGUGGAGCCUAUAGCCCAAGAAGUUGUUGAGGAUAAGGCUGCUAUCCAGGUGCACGAUAUGUCCAUCGCUAGUGACGCCAAAUUCGAUCCCAAGAUGACUCUGGCUGCUCUUUUGGCCAGACGCCACUAAUUGAUCCAGGAAUUAUUCAACUGACCCUGUUUAAAUCUGAAAUAAUCCAUAUUUGACUGGUUGUGCGUUUUUGUAUUUUUAAGUUUUUGUAUGAUUUUCAAUAAUCAGUUUGAGAAGAGUGAA